UCCUUUUGUCUGGAGACUUGAUCCGGGGGAAGUGGAUCUCGCCGAGGCAGCAGCAGCUUGACCGGAGGAAAAACGGCAAAAACGAGAAACAUGGAGGAGUCUCAUUUUAAUAACUCGUCGUAUUUCUGGUCUCCUGUGACGACGGUGCCGGGGCAGGUGGAUAAGGGCGGCUCCUUCCCCCCGUCCUCUGCGCCGCACUACCAGCCCGCCGUCGUCACGAUUCCAGCUCCCGGGGCCAAACUGGAGGGUUCAAACCAACCGGGCCGACUGCCGCAUCACCAGACGCCACACGGCGCCCAGAACAUCACCGUCCUGCCCGUCUCCACCACGGGCAUCAUGACGGCAGCUGGUCUGGUGAUCACGACUCCUCAGGGGACUCUGGUUUCUCCAAACUCGCCUCAGUCGUUCGUUUCGGGGCCUCCGGGAGCUACGAUGGUCGUGUCCUCGCUCCACGCCACAGACACAGAUAAAAAAGUGAUGCCGUCGCCGUCGAAACGAGGAAGAAAAAAGAAGACGACCCGAAUCGGACCUGGAGGUGAAACUAUCAUUCUGGCUCAGCUCACGCCCGACGGACAGGUGACCCCGGUGGAAGCAGACCCGUACGACUUAUCCCACGACGAGGACCUCCCAGGACCAAAAGACAGCACCAAAACCUACAGGAACCACACGGAGUCGAAGCCGCAUAAAUGUCCUCACUGCACAAAGUCCUUCGCCAACUCCAGCUACUUGGCCCAGCACUUCCGCAUCCACACCGGAGUGAAGCCGUACGCCUGCACCGUCUGCGAAAAGUCCUUCAGACAACUCAGCCACCUCCAGCAGCACAACAGGAUCCACACAGGAGACCGGCCGUACAAAUGCACCCACCCCGGCUGUGAGAAAUCCUUCACACAGCUCUCGAAUUUACAGUCCCAUCGACGCCAACACAACAAGGACAAGCCGUACAAGUGCGCCAACUGCAACAAGGGCUACGUGGACGCGGCCAGCCUGGAGGUCCACAUGGCGACGCACACUGUAAAACACGCCCGCAUCUACUCCUGUGGCCUCUGCAACCGCUCCUACACAUCAGAGACCUAUUUGGUGAGACACAUGGAGAAACACAGCGCAGACCAGUUAGCAUCUGCGGCCGCCGGACAAGCUAACCAGCAGAACCGGGGCGUCCGAGAAGAGGGAAAACCGGAGGAGGCGUCGCCGAGUCGUCCUGUGGCGUCGGGAGCCGGCGGCGGAGCGCAGCAGGGGGGGCAGGCGCCGAGUAGUUAUCAGCAAACGGAGAGCGUGCCCUGCCCUUUCGAUAUUCACCAGUACAAGACGGUAGCGGCGAGUGACAUUCAGUACAAACCCGUGAACGUGUCUGAAAUCACGGCGCAUAAAGACCUGUGCCUCACUGUGUCGACGUCCACCAUCCAAGUGGACCAUCUGAACUCGUAGACGAUUACGCAGACGUUAUGUCGCUACCGUAAGGACUAGAACGGAAAUGCAAGACGUGACGUGACGUGACGGGGCUGUACCAGGUUCUGCACCCGUAGAUUUUAUCGUAAAAGCAGCUGUUAAUGACAACGUCGCUCCACUGCGCUCUGGUAGAUUUUAGCAUCAUUCGCUUCACAACCUGCACAAAAGACUCAAGAUUUCGAGAUGGUUCCCCGUUUGCCGCGCUCUGAUCACACAUUUUGUCUUAUUGUUAUAUUUUAAUGGAACAAAUGCACACUUAAGGGCACUCAUUUCCCUCUGAAAGUUGUGAAAUUUACUUAAAAAACGACCUAUUGUGCUCGUUUCUGCGCUAUAGCUAUAAUCUAUGACACUUUUGGAUCAUUAUGUUACAAUUUGGACAUUUUAAAUUGCAAUAUUCAUCUAAAACGACCUAAAAGAAACACGUCGGUUUGCUUUACAGCGUUAGAAAACUGGUCACAGAAGCGAGCAGCAGGUUUUAUUUGAUUUGUACCAAAAUGACAUCGCAACGCCGCCAAAUCCUGCACAUAUCAAGAAAAUAAAACUGGUAGAACAAAGUAAAUACAGAGCGGCGGGCGUGGACGGAGGUGGAUCAGCAGAAUGAUUUUAAAUAUUGCUCAAACGUGCACGAAUCGGUCCAAAAAACAACUUCAGAUGAGUAAAUGUUGAGGGGAAACGGCUACAACAAGCUCAAAAAAAGUCGAUUUUGCAGAAUAAGUUUACUUUAAUAGCUCAACGUCUGGAAGAAUUGAAGUUUAAAUUGAACUUCCUUCUUCUGUCACUGUUUGAAAACUUGUCCAAAAUCUGGUGCAGCCCCUUUUAAAAGUUGACAAACAAAAGCAAUACGAUCAUUCACAAGAACUUUUGAAGCAAAGACUGUGCUGGGUGACGAUUUAAGGCAGAGGACAAUAUAAAAUAUACAAUCGUCACACGUGUAAACUGCAGUAGUUUUAUUUCUGAGGGUUUUUUUUUUCAUCUUUUUGCAUUCAGAUUGUUGUCCUUUUGCCUGGCGCUGGUCUGAGUAGCAGGAGCAUGUAAAGGCUGCAAUAAUAAUGUGUUUCAGUCCAUCACACUGAUGGUUUUUAUUGAAAGAGACGAGACGUUGUUGUUUUUAUUCGUGCUGCUCUUCCAAACACAUUCACCUCCAGCAGCUCCAGUGUUACGGCUUUUCUGUUUUUGCGUCACCUCGUAAACAGAAAACUGGUUAAAAUGGCUUGAAUUUUGAAUAUUAGUUUUAUUAUUGAAGAUGUAAGUACGUUUAUUUUUAUUUUUAUAGACGGUCAGUUAUCUGCUCGUCUUAUAAAAAUAGUAUUUCUUUGCUUGGAAGGUUUCACAUUAUGGUUUAAUAUAUGGUUUAUGUUCUUCAUUUAGCCAAUAAUAGGUCUGUCACGAUAACAAAUUAAAGAUAAAGACAUUAAACAAUUAAUUAAUGCAACAAAUCAAAACAUAAAUCAUCAUCAUAGAAAUAACAUUAAAGGAGAAAAGUGCAGAAUAAACCCCUUUCAGUCUCAUUCACAGAUAAACAGAACAGUUUGAGUCUGGAUUUAAACUUUGUCAAAGUCGAGGUCUGAGUCACAUCUUCAGGAAGAAUGAUCCAGAUUUUAACUGAACAAAACUCAAACACUGAUUCAACAUGUUUAGUCCUGGUCUAGUCCUGGUCUGGUCCUGGUCUGGUCCUGGUUUAGUCCUGGUCUAGUCCUGGUCUAGUCCUGGUCUGGUCCUGGUCUGGUCCUGGUUUAGUCCUGGUCUAGUCCUGGUCUGGUCCUGGUCUGGUCCUGGUCUAGUCCUGGUCUAGUCCUGGUCUGGUCCUGGUCUGGUCCUGGUCUGGUCCUGGUCUGGUCCUGGUCUGGUCCUGGUCUGGUCCUGGUCUGGUCCUGGUCUGGUCCUGGUUUGGUCCUGGUCUGGUCCUGGUCUGGUCCUGGUCUGGUCCUGGUCUGGUCCUGGUUUGGUCCUGGUUUAGUCCUGGUCUGGUCCUGGUCUAGUCCUGGUCUGGUCUUGGUCUGGUCCUGGUCUAGUCCUGGUCUGGUCCUGGUUUAGUCCUGGUCUGGUCCUGGUUUAGUCCUGGUCUGGUCCUGGUCUGGUCCUGGUCUGGUCCUGGUCUGGUCCUGGUCUGGUCCUGGUCUAGUCCUGGUCUGGUCCUGGUCUGGUCCUGGUUUGGUCCUGGUCUGGUCCUGGUUUGGUCCUGGUUUAGUCCUGGUCUGGUCCUGGUCUAGUCCUGGUCUGGUCCUGGUCUGGUCCUGGUCUAGUCCUGGUCUGGUCCUGGUUUAGUCCUGGUCUGGUCCUGGUCUGGUACUGGUCUGGUCCUGGUCUGGUCCUGGUCUGGUCCUGGUUUGGUCCUGGUCUAGUCCUGGUCUGGUCCUGGUCUGGUCCUGGUCUGGUCCUGGUCUGGUCCUGGUCUGGUCCUGGUCUGGUCCUGGUCUGGUCCUGGUUUGGUCCUGGUCUAGUCCUGGUCUGGUCCUGGUCUGGUCCUGGUCUGGUCCUGGUCUGGUCCUGGUCUGGUCCUGGUCUGGUCCUGGUCUAGUCCUGGUCUAGUCCUGGUCUGGUCCUGGUCUAGUCCUGGUCUAGUCCUGGUCUGGUCCUGGUCUGGUCCUGGUCUGGUCCUGGUCUGGUCCUGGUCUGGUCCUGGUCUGGUCCUGGUCUGGUCCUGGUCUGGUCCUGGUUUGGUCCUGGUCUAGUCCUGGUCUGGUCCUGGUCUGGUCCUGGUUUGGUCCUGGUCUAGUCCUGGUCUGGUCCUGGUCUGGUCCUGGUCUGGUCCUGGUCUGGUCCUGGUCUGGUCCUGGUCUGGUCCUGGUUUGGUCCUGGUCUAGUCCUGGUCUGGUCCUGGUCUGGUCCUGGUCUGGUCCCGGUCUGGUCCUGGUCUGGUCCCGGUCUGGUCCCGGUCUGGUCCCGGUCUGGUCCCGGUCUGGUCCCCGUCUAGUCCCCGUCUAGUCCCCGUCUAGUCCCCGUCUAGUCCUCGUCUAGUCCUCGUCUAGUCCUCGUCUAGUCCUCGUCUAGUUCUGGUUCAGUCUCAAUUUUUGUUCAAAAAUUGACAGUUAAAUUUCCUUUUGCUGUGGAACCUGUCGACUUCAGGAUCACACAGAACUGCACACGACUGUCAGAUCUGGACUGGGCUGCGUUUCUUAAAAAAAUAAAUGGAUCUUCAUCAACAGAACAGAAAAAAGGCAAAACGUUCUUCGGUCCGUCUGCCAGAUUCCCGAGACUCUGUAAGAUCCCGCUCAGAACCAAGUCUUAGACACAUUACUGACCCGUACUUCAGCCCCUAUUAUCGAUCAGAAAAAACGCAGAUAUUUGGGGAUUUUGGGGUCUGAUUGUGAAUAUAUGUGUCUUACGACUAUUGGUUGAUUAAACUAAAGGGGGCGGUCCUUUGAUUUAGAGCGAGCGAAACGUUGUAUGGAAUAAAUUGCAUUAAGAGUGAGACGGCGAGCGGGAGUUUUCCUUUAUUUUUUAGACAAGUGCUCCGCCUCCUACGCACCAAGACUUUUCACCAGCUGCUCCGUGUUUAACUCAACCUGUUUUUACAUAUUUUUAACGUAUCAGUUACACCAGAAUCAUGGAAAACGGCUCAUGUUUUGGGACAAAUAUAAGCGUAAAUAAUCAUUACCGCUAUUUUACCAACUGAUAUUUUAUUAGAUUCAGCUGCUGUAAAUUUUAAAGAGCAAAUACGUGAUGCUUUUAAUCAUUUCCGGCCAAUAUCUAAGUUACAUCGUCUUGCAAAAGUUUUAGAAAAGUUAGUUACAAAUCAAGUCACAGUUUACCUGCAUAAAUAAAUGAAAUGCUCCUUUAUGAAGUUUUACCAAUCAGACUGCUGUCACGGCAACGACGCAAGUUUUAAAUAACAUUUUCUCAGUCCUUGAUGAUAAACGAGAUCCUGUCGCUCUGUUUAUUGAUUUAACUGAAGAUUUUAAAUCAUUAGAUCAUGAAAUCCUCUUGAAGCGUCUGAAGCAGAUUGGAUUUGACUGUGCUGCGUGUAAAAAAAAAACAAACAAACAAAAACGUAUCCUUUAAAACUAUAUAUUUUAGAAUUAUUAUUUAACAGUUUAAAAUCAAAAUGUUCGUUUUAUUAUAGACAAAUCCUCUCUCGUGUCGCCUGCUCUGCUCCUGGGCUGAUUCUUCUGCGGGUUCAGUGUUAAUCAGGAUCAAAAUUAGCACAAAAAACAUUCAGUUCUUUUAAAAAAUGAGAUCCAGUUCCAAACUAUUCACGCUGAGGAACCUUUCAAACGAGCCAAACAAAUUUAUUUAUACAGCACACAUCUUGUAUCCUGUUGAACUGAAUUAUAGAAAAUUUAUUUUUAAAGCAGCCUUUCUAUAUUCUGGCGGUAAAAUGGAGAAAUGGGAAAACAAAACAAAAAAACGUUUGGUUAUUUUGCUUCCCAAAAAUAAACAUUUCAAGAACAAGCUGGAAAUGCUGGUGCCACUAAUGCACUUUAAUAAUCUGGUGAUAAACAUUUAUAAUCCUGUUUUUAUUAUUUUAAAUGGACAUAUGCAGGUAGGUUUUGUUUGUUUUUGUUCGUUUUUGUUCUAUAUUUGAACAGGGCGCUCAUGAAAGAGUCUGGUGCCUUCACUGGACUCUCCCUGUUGAAUUAAAUACAUUUUUUUAUUUAUUCAUCAGUUAAAUGACAGUUUUUAUGGCCAUAUAAUACUCAGUUUGUUUGAAUGCUUUGCUUGUCUCAAAGGAAAUGAGCUUACCAAAUUUUAUGUUUCAUGGUUGGGUCAAAAAUAUGUCAAAAAAAAACCUAAAACUAGUCCAAUUUUAUUUUAUUUUGAAUUCAAGUCAUUUUAACAGAGGUUUAUUUCUUGCAGUGUUAACAUGUGAAGGUAAGUUUUACUACUUUCUCAGAGCUGCUCAGACUGUUAUCGUCUUUGCUGUUGAAGAUCAUCCACCUCCAUCCGCUUUGGAGUCUACAAAAUGACUUUUUAUAAUGAUUUGAAAUGUUUGGACUUUGAUCCACUCAGAGACUCAUUUGCCUUUACAGGAGAUGUGAGCAGCCUCUUCAUGUUUCAUGUAAUUCUAGUGUACCGUUCAGCUUGUAUGAAUAAUGUAACUACUCAAACGUGUUGUUGCUAUAAUACCUGCGUACUAUCCAAGUUUACAUAACUCUAUUAAUGGACAAUAUGACACAUCAUUAGGUCAAGAUGAAAUAAACCAUAUUGAAAUUA
Periophthalmus magnuspinnatus is the source of this 6600-nucleotide messenger RNA. Its product is annotated as zinc finger protein 384-like. Gene Ontology annotation, molecular function: DNA-binding transcription factor activity, RNA polymerase II-specific; RNA polymerase II cis-regulatory region sequence-specific DNA binding. Gene Ontology annotation, cellular component: nucleus. The transcript is spliced from 10 exons. The record is from RefSeq and is a predicted model, not a curated record. Gene Ontology annotation, biological process: regulation of transcription by RNA polymerase II. The coding region runs from base 91 to 1425 and encodes 444 amino acids. NCBI's taxonomy places the organism in Eukaryota, Metazoa, Chordata, Actinopteri, Gobiiformes, Gobiidae.